CCUCGCUCCCCAGCAGCGAGGCCGCCGCAUUGCCCCGACCACAGGCCUGGGAGCUCCGCUCUUCGACCCUGGGUCGGGUUGGGCUGGUUCCUAAACUCGCUCGUCCAGCCCGACCGCUCAGGCGGCUUCUCCCAGCCCUCGGGGCAAGACAGCGGCCUGGAGAGGCGUCCAGCGCCUUAGUUCCCUCCGCGCCUGCCCCUGCCCUGGAAGGGAGCCAGACCCUGCGGACCUGGGGUGUCUCCAGGGCCUAGGGCAGGCAGCUCCGGGGGCCUGGCCAGUCCAGCGGCCCCCGGGAGGCCGCGGGGACAGUACAGAGCGCGCGCCUUUGGAUAAGGUCCGCAGCGACGCCCCAGCCCGCCCUGCUGCUCCUCCUCCUGCUCGGCCAAGCUGCCUCCCAUUUGGGGAGUAUUGUGGGUUUUCUUUCUCCUCCUCCAACCUCUGCGGAGGCCACGACUCAGGCACCAAAGCUGGGGGCCGCCCCCAUGGUGCGGGGUAGCCGCUGCUGAAGUCAGCGGAACAGCUUGGCCUGGAGCGGGCCGCGCGGGGAGGCAAGGCCAUGGCCAUAGCCACGUCGGCCCAGCUAGCCCGGGCACUCUACGACAACACCGCUGAGUCCCCCCAGGAGCUGUCCUUCCGCCGAGGGGACGUUCUACGGGUACUGCAGAGGGAGGGUGCUGGUGGGCUGGAUGGCUGGUGCCUCUGCUCCCUGCAUGGCCAGCAGGGCAUUGUGCCCGCCAACAGAGUGAAGCUCCUUCCUGAUGGCCCGGCACCCAAGCCCAGCCUCUCCCAGGUGCCCCCAGCCGAGCCUGGCUCACCAAAUCCAGCCCCAGAGCACAGCAAUGACGACCAGGAGGUGUAUGUGGUGCCACCCCCAGCUCGGCCCUGCCUGCCCUCCCCCGACCCCAUCUACAAGGUCCCCAGAGGCAGUGGGACUCAACUGGCUGCCCCUGGAGAUGCCUUGGAGGUCUACGACGUGCCUUCCUCUGCCCUCCGAGUUCCCUCCAGUGACCCCUAUGACUCUCCUGCUUCCUUUUCCCGCCCUCUGGCCCGAGUCACCCCACAACCCCCUGGAGAAGAUGAAGCUCCCUAUGACGUGCCUCUGACCCUGAAGCUAUCAGAGCUGGAGCCAGAUCCGGAGUGGGAGGAGGGCCGAGAACCAGGGCCCCCCCUCUAUGCUGCCCCCUCCAACCUGAAACGGGCAUCAGCCCUGCUCAAUCUGUAUGAGGCCCCUGAGGAGCUGCUAGCAGAUGGGGAAGGCAGCGCUGACGAGGGCAUCUAUGACGUGCCCCUGCUGGGGCCAGAGACACCUUCUCCAGAGCCCCCGGGAGCCUUGGCCUCCAACGACCCGGACACCCGGGCCCUGCUUCUAGCCAGAAGCCCUCCACCCUCACACAGGCCCCGGCUGCCCUCUGCUGAGAGCCUGUCCCGCCGCCCUCUGCCUGCCCUGCCUGUCCCUGAGGCCCCCAGUCCUUCCCCGGCUCCCUCUCCUGCUCCAGGCCGAAAGGGCAGCAUUCAGGACAGGCCUCUGCCCCCGCCUCCACCCCGCCUGCCUGGCUUUGGGGGCCCUAAGGUCGAGGGGGAUUCAGAGGGCCGGGAGGUGGAGGAUGAGUCUGCAGGACACCACAAUGAGUAUGAGGGCAUCCCGAUGGCCGAGGAGUAUGACUACGUCCACCUGAAGGGUAUGGAGAAAGCUCAAGAAUCCAGGCCCCUGGAUAAGGCCUGCCCCGGGGAUCCUGAACUGCCGGACACGGGGCCACCGGAACAGCAGGAGGUCCUGUCCCCAGGAGAGCCGCUGGUUCUGCCCGCUGGAGACCUACAGCUCCUGCACUUCUAUGCAGGGCAGUGCCAGAGCCACUACUCAACACUGCAGGCGGCCGUGGCGGCCCUGAUGUCCAGCACCAGGGCCAAGCAGCCCCCACGCCUCUUCGUGCCCCAUGGCAAGCGGUUGGUGGUGGCUGCUCACCGCCUGGUGUUUGUGGGGGAUACCCUGGGCCGGCUGGCAGCCUCCGCCCCUCUCCGAGCACAGGUCGGGGCUGCAGGUACAGCACUGGGCCAGGCACUGCAGGCUACUGUGCUCGCUGUCAAGGGGGCCGCCCUGGGCUACCCAUCUGAUUCUGCAGCCCAAGAGAUGGCACGGUCUGUGACACAGCUGGCAGGGCAGGCCCUGCAGUUCACCACCCUGCUCACCAGCCUGGCCCCCUGACGGCCCUGGGCCCUGCUCUGCCCCUCCCCUGCCUGCCAGAGCCUCCUCCAGUCCUUGGGCAGCUGGAGGGCUGUUUCAGGUACUAGGAGAGGUGGCAGUCUUUCCCCGUUCCUGCCCCUUCCAGUCAUCUCAGUCUCUCACAGAGGCAUCUCUUCCCUCCAUCCCGCAGCUUUUUGUAUGAGCCAUUUUGUAUAAAUUAUUUUUAUUUAAUAUCCCCUGCUUUGUCAGAAGCAGGUGCCAAGCCCUCUGGGGCAGGGAGGAACUGGACUCUUCCUCCUCUCUCAGCCUGGGGUGGAGGUACUUGGUCGCUGCUCUGCCACCCACCUCUGGAAGCUUGGCGCCACAGAGAACCAGGUGGCUGAAACCUGGGCCAUCUGAGCCCCUUUCUUGUCCUGCUUCUUGGCUAUAGAACAUCAGUGUCUCACUGUUAGUUGAGAAUGAGGGCAGUACAUUGAUUGCCCAGAAUGUGAAGGUCUGGGAGAAGCCAGAGGGCUCCUCCCAAAGGGAGGCUGGAGAGAC
Molecule: messenger RNA, 2722 nt
Organism: Molossus molossus (Pallas's mastiff bat)
Lineage: Eukaryota; Metazoa; Chordata; Mammalia; Chiroptera; Molossidae
Gene: EFS
Product: embryonal Fyn-associated substrate
Exons: 6
Coding region: 557-2203 (548 amino acids)
Biological process (GO): cell migration; cell surface receptor protein tyrosine kinase signaling pathway
Cellular component (GO): cytoplasm; plasma membrane; focal adhesion
Molecular function (GO): protein binding
Source: RefSeq, a predicted model, not a curated record